UCCGGAGGAGGGUGCUGCUGGUGAAUGAUUGCUUGAUAUCACCUCACCGCGCUUGGCAUAUUCAGCUUAUCUUGUGUAUCAGUAAUCUUCUUCGUCAAUCACAGUGUGAAUUACAGCGCAGACCAGUCUUUGUCAUCUCUACACUUGCCUGAAGUUUGGGACCUGUGAAGAGCACUUGGGAGACUGUCCGCACAUACAGUCCACCAUGCAGGAGGCUGAGAACCUCUAUGAAACUGCCCUGCCCCGACAGUGGAGUAAUGAUGAGAGAACCUACUCCAUCCCUAGCAGUCCGGACAGUAUGGACUUGAGUCCUGAUGGACCUCUAAGCACAGCAUCAACGACUCCACCUUCGCAGGUCGAGGGAGAAGACAUCUACGCGGACAAGGAAAACGGCUCCAUGAAACAAGCUAAUUUGCACUUAGACAUUGGCAAGACUCCACUGAAUCACGGUGUGUCCCUGUCUUCUGGGUCUACAACCCCAACAUCUCCCACGCCAAGGUCACCAUUUAACCUUAACUCCACUUCACACCCUACAACUCCCACUUCUCCACGGGAGUUCAUCCCACCCCAUGGUCUUCACACCCGUGUCCUGAUCCCCAGUGGGCAAAUAAGAAACGAGAACGGAAGCGGGGAUGAAGUGGAUUAUGUGGAACCAGACGCAGACAUAUCUGUCUACAUAAAGGCUGGGAGUGAUGGAGAGAGUAUAGGAAACUGCCCCUUCUCUCAGCGCCUGUUCAUGAUCCUAUGGCUGAAAGGAGUUGUCUUCAAUGUAACCACAGUUGACCUGAAGAGAAAGCCAGCGGAUCUUCACAACCUCGCCCCAGGCACUCACCCUCCCUUUCUGACGUAUAACGGGGAGGUCAAGACAGACGUGAACAAGAUAGAAGAGUUCCUGGAGGAGUCCCUGGCACCACCAAAAUACCCCAAGCUUGCCGCAAAGCACCGUGAGUCAAACACGGCCGGAAUCGACAUUUUUUCCAAAUUCUCAGCAUACAUCAAGAACACCAAACAGCAGGAUAACACUGCACUAGAGAAAAGCUUGACGAAAGCCUUGAAGAAUCUGGAUGAUUAUCUGAACACGCCGCUCACCGAGGAGAUUGACGCAAACAGUCGGGAGGAGGAAAAGGUUUCUAGAAGAAAAUUCCUGGACGGAGAUGAGUUUACUCUGGCCGACUGCAACCUUCUACCCAAGCUCCAUGUGGUUAAAGUUGUGGCAAAGAAAUACAAAAACUACGAAAUCCCAGCGGACAUGACGGGAGUGUGGCGGUAUCUGAAGAAUGCGUACGCCAGAGACGAGUUUACCAACACGUGCGCCGCAGACAAAGAGACAGAACUGGCCUAUGCCGAUGUGGGGAAAAGACUCUCCAAGUCCUAACCGCAGGCUAAAGUACUCUCUCACCCACAGACUGCUCUCACUGUUGCCUUAAGAUGGAUCUCCUAUCGGAACACCACACUACCAUCCCCGCUUCCAAAUACUCCGGCGCUGUGGCCGUUUCGCUGGCACCGCCAUAUUGCGAUGAUCUGUUUCUGAGGAAAACCUAAAAGGAAUUUGUCUCAAUCAUAUUGGAAUGAAAGACAAUGAUACCAAGAUCCAUCACACAUAAUUUCUAUAAUAAAUUCUAAUCCUCUUAGGGCAAUGCUUGUUAUCAUAUAUAAAGUAUUUUUAUAAUGUAAGCAGAUUCUUUCAUAGUGAUUUAUAAAAAUGUAUUAUUUCAUAGGUAAUUGCAUAACAUGCAGGAUUCUUAAGACUACUCUUUAUAUCUUCUGGUAGUAUAUUAAUGAUGCAGCAUCCUGCUAUUGUAUGAGAGUGGUGUAUACAGAUGGAGCCAUGCUCAUUUAUCCCUUUAAUAGGAUUAAGUGAGCCAGGGCAGUCGGACUUUGGUGGUCAUUCCGAGUUGAUCGCUAGCUGCAUUCGUUCGCUGUGCAGCAAUGAGGCUAAAAAACAGCACUUCUGCGCAUGCGCAUGUGGCGCAAUGCGCACGCGCGACGUACUAUUACCACGAACGAUGUCGUUUCACAUAGGGUCUAGCGAAGCUUUUCAGCCGAACCGCUGGCCGCAGAGUGAUUGACAUGAAGUGGGCGUUUCUGGGUGUCAACUGACCGUUUUCAGGGAGUGUUGGAAAAAACGCAGGCGUGCCAGGAAAAACGCAGGCGUGGCUGGGCGAACGCAGGGCGUGUUUGUGACGUCAAAACAGGAACUGAACGUUCUGAAGUCAUCGCAAGCGCUGAGUAGGUUUUGAGCUACUCUAAAACUGCACAAAAAAAAUUAUGCCUCCGCUCUGCGAUCCUUUCGUUCGCACUUCUGCUAAGCUAAAAUACACUCCCAGUGGGCGGCGGCAUAGCGUUUGCACGGCUGCUAAAAACUGCUAGCGAGCGUACAACUCGGAAUGACCGCCUUAAUUGUAUUGUUCUCUCUGUAUUAUAUGGCAGCUGAGAACAAUAGAUAAAAGGUUUAUGCUAAUAAGCCUUGGUGCACCAUGGUGCAGCAGAGAAGGCUCCAUCUGUACCUUGUUUGAGUACGCAGUGUAUAUCACUUAUCGGAAUUAUUUCACGGUGUUUGCGACACGAUGAAAAGUAUUGGCACUAGCGAGGCUUGUAGAAUAUUCUGUAGACGCGACAGUAACUAAUGACCUUACACCAAGCUUUUUAUGCCUUGUUGGCUAAUUUGCAGUAUACAAACAUCUAAUAAAUUCAUUUGAAUUAAUAUUGUUAUAUUUGGAUUUGUCUCACUUGAUUCAAAAUAAAAUAUCAAUCUGGGAGACUA
Molecule: messenger RNA, 2764 nt
Organism: Pseudophryne corroboree (corroboree frog)
Lineage: Eukaryota; Metazoa; Chordata; Amphibia; Anura; Myobatrachidae
Gene: CLIC5
Product: chloride intracellular channel 5
Exons: 6
Coding region: 206-1375 (389 amino acids)
Source: RefSeq, a predicted model, not a curated record